CUGUUGUUGUUUGGUUCCAGCUCCAUAGCAACCGGAUCAAAGGGGCCGACAAGUUCCAGAUUUCAGAACCUUCUUCACCGGAGCAGAAAAUGAUCCGAACCGGAAGCAGAACCCCGGGAAACGACAAAUAAAAUGCCCGCGGCAAAGGUUCUGGAACCGGAACCGGCUCAGGGUCCGAGGAAAGCCCCGGAGAGGGUCCGGACACAGAGGACCGGACCCGAGAGACACAAACCGGAGCGAACCGGACCAGCAAGAGCCAGACCGGAGCGGACCAGACCUGAAAGAGCCGGACCGGAGAGAACAAGACCGGAGCGGACCGGAGCGGGAAGAGGCAGACCGGAGCGGACCAGUAGGGAGAGAGCCAGACCGGAGCGACCCGGACCAGAAAGAGCCAGACCGGAGCGAACCGGACCGGAGAGAGCCAGACCGGAGCGGGUCAACGGGGACGCGCAGCUCAGAGUCCCCGCUGUGCGUAACGGACGCACGAGGAGCUGUCCCCGGGAUCAGGACCGGGACCUGGACCUGGGCCAGGGCCGCGCCGCCUCCUCCCGCAGGGACCGGGAGGUACCGGGACCGACCAGGAGGACCCGGUCCUCCUCCGCCGUAGCUUCCAGACCCCCCGGGAAGAGAACCGGACCCGAACCGGCGCAGAGGGAGCUGCGGAGGGGGGUCAGGACGGAGGACAGUCACAAAGCGUUCACCGUCUUUCCUCCGAACCCAAAGAAGAGGAGAGACAUCCAGAGGAAGGCGGAGGCGGAGCUCGCAGCGCUGGAGGACCUGCGGCUGAGCAGAGCCUUGUCCUACGUGUCCAUCAGCCCCAGCAGCGUCGGCGGCUGCCUGACCCUGCAGCAGGUGCGGCUGCGGCAGCAGCAGGAGAUGCUGCAGGCCCGGAGGACGCUGAACCCGGUAAAGAAGCAGCUGCUGAUGGUGAGCAGCUGAGGCUCCAGAGGGUCUCGCUCCGUCCAGGCCAGUUCCUGGACCACUGGGAUCCACUGGAUUCCAAACGAAGUCCUGCUGGAGGAGAAGCAGCGCCGGACUGCUGCACCUCCUCCUCCACCUUCAUCAUCCUCCACCCUCACCAUCCUCCUCCUCCUCCUCCACCAGCAGCAGCUCCAUCACCUCCUCCUGUAGUUCUCAUGUUGGUCCACUAGCUGCUAGCUGUUGUGUGUGGUUCUGUCCUGGUUCUGGUCUUCAGGUCUUGAUGGUUCCUGAUGUUCUGGUUUGGUUCUAACAGAGACAAUAAAAGUGGUU
Molecule: messenger RNA, 1251 nt
Organism: Salarias fasciatus (jewelled blenny)
Lineage: Eukaryota; Metazoa; Chordata; Actinopteri; Blenniiformes; Blenniidae
Product: transmembrane protease serine 13
Exons: 5
Coding region: 133-939 (268 amino acids)
Source: RefSeq, a predicted model, not a curated record